Messenger RNA from Medicago truncatula (barrel medic), 1560 nucleotides. RefSeq lists its product as uncharacterized. Bases 193 to 1242 code for a protein of 349 amino acids. Lineage: Eukaryota; Viridiplantae; Streptophyta; Magnoliopsida; Fabales; Fabaceae. Gene Ontology annotation, cellular component: intracellular membrane-bounded organelle. The transcript is spliced from 3 exons. The record is from RefSeq and is a predicted model, not a curated record.
CAUAUUCUCUUGUGUUCUAUUCUAUGCAAUUUUCUUGUGGAGAAAGAAGGAAUCUGCGUGAAUCGAUUGUUCCUGCGCAACGCAACCACUACAAUGCCACAUAAUUAACAGUUCAAUUAGAUCAUUUUCGGUGCCGAUCGGGUCGACCCGACCGUUAUUUCAAUCACCGGCGAGUUCUAUCACAGAUCGGAAAUGCAAAUGUCAAGAACAAAAUGCGGUGGUUGUUCACAACGAAUCACCCAACUUCACCAAUUCUUCCUCCGCCACCCUUUCAUUUCCGCACCCCCUCCACCACUUCACCACUCUUCAAAAUUACUAUCCACACCCCACCCUAAAUCCAUCCUCUCUUCCUUCCUCCAUUCACCCCCAAUUUUGCACCCUCCCAGUCGUAUCGGCGUUUUCAGAUUCUUCUCUUCAAAGCCACCACUGAACCUCGGUUUCAAGGCCAAGAAGGUUCUGGAGAAACCUACGUCUGCGGUCACCUCUGCUUUCACGCGGUACCGUGAGGCCAUGGUUUUGCAACUUGAGGCUUUCUUCAAAAGGAAUAACCUUUUUCUGUUUGGUGCUGCUGGGGUUGUUCUUUGUGCUAUUCUUUGGAGGAUUAUGUUUGGUAUUGCUAAUACUUUUGUUGUUCUUUCUGAAGGCAUGGCUAAGUAUGGUUUCUUAUCCCUUUCUGCUGCUAUUGUUGCUUUUACUGGUUUGUAUAUUCGCUCAAGGCACACGAUCAACCCUGAUAAAGUUUAUAGAAUGGCCAUGACAAGACUUAACACAUCUGCUCAGAUUCUUGAAGUUAUGGGUGCCCCCCUUACAGGAACUGAUUUAAGAGCCUAUGUGAUGUCAGGGGGUGGCAUUACGUUAAAGAAAAUCAAGCCAAGUCUUAGGAGCAAGCGUUGUUUUCUCAUUUUCCCCAUAAAAGGUUCUGAGAGAAAGGGUCUAGUCAAUGUUGAAGUCAAGAAAAAACAGGGCAAGUAUGAUAUGAAGCUGCUAGCCGUUGAUGUUCCCAUGGCUUCUGGCCCAGACCAGCGUUUGUAUUUGAUUGGAAAUGAAAAAGAGUACACGGUUGGUGGGGGACUGAUAUCUGAUCUAAGAGACCCUGUGGUGAAAGCAAUGGCAGCAACCAAAGAAUUUGAUGAUCUUGAUGAGAUUGAGGAUGAGGAGGAUGCCGAAAGAGAGCGUCAGGAGGUUGAACGAAAGCAUCGAGAAGAAGUUGCGAAGGUUGAAAAUAGUGGUACCAAGCAAUGAUCAUUGAUGAUGUUUCUCUUCCUGUUUCUUCUCUUGUUAAUUACAGGCUUUGUUUUUUUUAGAACACAUUAAUUUUGUACCAAUUUGAGUUUUUGCCAAGGCUUACAUACCUUGUUGUAACACAAGUUUCUGAGUUUAUCUGAACCAAAACUGAUAAAAUAAAUAUGACAGACAUCGACAUACAUCGGAAUGGACUCAGCGUUUGUUGGUUUUGAUGUUGUCUUGUCCUGAGUGUAUAAUCCUUGUCUAUGAUGUGGUUAAGUAGCAAUCAAUAAUAAUCAUGGGCGAAUACCCAAUGUCAAGGACUGAUUGGAUAAA